Nicotiana tabacum (common tobacco) is the source of this 1671-nucleotide messenger RNA. Its product is annotated as putative LRR receptor-like serine/threonine-protein kinase RKF3. The record is from RefSeq and is a predicted model, not a curated record. Gene Ontology annotation, biological process: protein phosphorylation. Lineage: Eukaryota; Viridiplantae; Streptophyta; Magnoliopsida; Solanales; Solanaceae. Gene Ontology annotation, molecular function: ATP binding; protein kinase activity.
UGUGCCACGUGUACCACCAGCUUCUCUGGCCUUGCUUCUUACCUCAAUGGACCUUCUGUUGGGAAUGUUUCGGAUUGUACGGCUUACCCUUCUAUUUAUGCUGCAGCUUUUGCUAAUCAGUUUGGGCCCACUGAUGAAGGUACUAUAAAGUGCUUGUUUGCUAUUGAUGUUACUGCUACUGCUAGUUCAGGAAAAGGUAAGAAAAAUGUGACUAUUAUUGUUGUGGUUCUAGUUUGUGGAUUGGUAUUAGUGUUUGUUGGGUUUGUUUAUUGGAUUCUGUGGCGGCGGAGGAAACAUAGAUUGGCUCAUAAGUGGAACAAUAGGAGGAUUGAGAGUAAUUUGAGUUCUCGUUUGGAUUCAAUUAGUGGUAGUACUACUUUGAUUAGGUUUACUAUAGAUGAAAUUAAGUUGGCGACCAAGAAUUUUGCUAGGGCGAAUAUAGUUGGGACAGGAGGGUAUGGGAAUGUGUAUAAGGGUGUUUUGCCUGGUGGAAUUGAAGUAGCUUUGAAGAGGUUCAAGAAUUGUUCAGUUGCUGGGGAUGCAAGUUUCACACAUGAAGUUGAGGUUAUUGCUAGUGUUAGGCAUGUUAAUUUGGUAGCUUUGAGAGGAUAUUGCACGGCUACAACUCCUUAUGAGGGUCACCAGAGGAUUAUUGUUUGUGAUCUGAUGAAGAAUGGGAGUCUUCAUGAUCAUUUAUUCGGGACGCGAUAUGAGAAAUUGAGUUGGGGUAUUAGGCAGAAAGUUGCACUUGGCACUGCUAGAGGUUUGGCUUACUUGCAUUAUGGAGCACAACCGGGUAUUAUUCAUAGGGAUAUUAAGGCGAGUAAUAUACUUUUGGAUGAGAGUUUUGAGCCUAAGGUGGCAGAUUUUGGAUUAGCAAAGUUCACUCCUGAAGGAAUGACACAUUUGAGCACUCGUGUAGCAGGGACGAUGGGAUAUGUAGCACCCGAGUAUGCUUUGUAUGGCCAGUUGACAGAGAGGAGUGAUGUUUAUAGCUUUGGAGUUGUGCUUCUUGAGCUUUUGAGUGGCAAGAAAGCAAUAAUAGAGUUCAACGAUGGGCAGCCGACGCUUGUGACUGAUUGGGCAUGGUCAUUGGUUAGGGAAGGUAGAGCAUUAGAUGUUCUUGAAGACAAUAUUCCAGAUUUAGGCCCUCCAGAAGUUGUGGAGAAGUAUGUAUUAGUAGCUGUUCUUUGUUCCCACCCACAAUUGUACGCAAGGCCAACAAUGGACCAGGUUGUGAACAUGUUGGACGCGGACAUACCUGUUCCAACCAUACCUGAGAGACCGAUUUCUCUCAUUGCGGAUCUUGAUGACAUUGAAAGGUCUGUUAGCAGUAGUUUUUCUGGUAAUCUGUCCACUGCUGCAGGCUAUCAGCCGUACAUAAUUGAGCGCGAGGCACCCCUAGCAGAUAGUGAUUCUGUCAAGGACAGAUCAUUGGAUUAAAGAUUGUGAUAGAGAUAGAUGCAAAGUAUCAUUUUGAAAUAUCUGCUUCAACAGAUUUACAACGAGUUGUGAUGAAUAGCUCAUUCAUUGGUUUAUUUGUAGUGAAUUUGUUUCCGACAUAGGAUCCAGAACUACUAACAUAAAUUGUACAGUGACUAUGUAUGUAUAUUCAACUUUUGAUUCUUCUGUAAUAGUUUGGAGGAAUAAAUUAUGAUGUUUUGAAGGCAA